UUCAUUCACUGUUGCGGCUUUCAUCACUUGUUAAAUCACAGCAUGUCAAGAGUCCCCGAACCACUUAUCAUCGGAAGAGUCAUAGGAGAGGUGGUGGACAUUUUCUCCCCCACCGUCAAAAUGACAGUAACUUACAACUCCAACAAACAAGUCGCCAAUGGUCACGAGCUCAUGCCCGCCGUCAUCGCCGCUAGACCUCGGGUCGAGAUCAGCGGCGACGACAUGAGACCUUGUUACACUUUAAUCAUGGUAGAUCCUGAUGCUCCAAGCCCUAGUGAUCCCUACUUGAGAGAGCAUUUGCACUGGAUGGUUACGGACAUUCCGGGUACAACUGAUGCUUCAUUCGGGAGGGAAGUUGUUGCCUACGAGACUCCAAAGCCAACAGUAGGGAUCCAUAGGUACGUGUUCAUGUUGUUCAAACAGAGUGGGAGACAAACGGUGAGGCCACCAUCUUCAAGGGAUUACUUCAACACCAGGAGGUUCUCCGCCGACAAUGGCCUGGGACUUCCGGUGGCUGCUGUGUACUUCAAUGCCCAGAGAGAAACUGCUGCAAGAUCAAGAAGAUGAAUCCGAUAUUCUCCAUAAUCAUAAUACUAAUCAUUAAAUAAGUAAUGGAGAUCAAGAUGUUUAGGGUUUAGUACGCGGGGUAAUCUUGUACUGUUUGUGUUUUA
This is a messenger RNA of Hibiscus syriacus, 671 nucleotides long. Its product is annotated as CEN-like protein 1. Bases 43 to 567 code for a protein of 174 amino acids. Lineage: Eukaryota; Viridiplantae; Streptophyta; Magnoliopsida; Malvales; Malvaceae. The record is from RefSeq and is a predicted model, not a curated record. The transcript is spliced from 4 exons. Gene Ontology annotation, biological process: flower development; vegetative to reproductive phase transition of meristem.